GGAAACCGCGCACAACGCUGCCAUAUGUGUGGUGUGCGCAUGCGAAGCAGCUAAAGUUGCCAACUUCCAUGUGAAAUUUCCUUAAUCUAUCUCCCUAACGUGAAUUGUAUAUUGGAACCAUCUUCAUCAUGAGUUUACUCGCUAAAAUAGCAGAGAUUGAAAAUGAGAUGGCCAGGACGCAGAAGAACAAGGCCACAGCUCACCACUUGGGUCUGCUCAAAGCACGUCUUGCCAAACUGAGGAGGGAACUCAUCACACCGAAAGGAGGCAGUGGGGGUGGAACAGGAGAAGGUUUUGAUGUAGCAAAAACUGGUGAUGCUCGAGUUGGCUUUAUCGGUUUUCCUUCAGUAGGAAAGUCAACACUGCUCAGUAACCUUGCAGGUGUCUACUCUGAGGUUGCUGCUUAUGAGUUCACCACACUUACAACAGUACCCGGAGUUAUUCGGUAUAAAGGUGCCAAAAUUCAGCUCCUGGAUCUCCCAGGAAUCAUUGAAGGAGCCAAGGAUGGCAAGGGUAGAGGCAGACAGGUCAUUGCAGUGGCCCGAACCUGCAAUCUAAUCCUGAUAGUGCUCGAUGUGCUGAAGCCUCUUGUUCAUAAGAAGCUAAUAGAGCAUGAGCUGGAGGGCUUUGGCAUUCGACUUAACAAGCAACCUCCCAACAUUGGUUUCAAGAAGAAGGACAAAGGAGGCAUCAACUUUACUGCUACAUGUGCACAAAGUGAGCUUGACGCUGAAACAGUUAAGACCAUCUUGGCGGAGUACAAGAUCCACAACGCCGACAUCACUCUGCGCAGCGACUCCACAGCAGAUGACCUCAUUGAUGUGGUGGAGGGAAAUCGGGUUUACAUUCCCUGUAUCUUUGUGCUCAACAAAAUCGACCAGAUCUCCAUUGAGGAGCUGGACGUCAUCUACAAGGUCCCCCACUGCGUUCCCAUCUCGGCCCACCACCGCUGGAACUUUGAUGACCUGCUGGAGAAGAUGUGGGACUACCUAAAGCUAGUGCGCAUUUACACCAAACCAAAAGGCCAGCUCCCUGAUUACACAUCUCCUGUUGUUCUUCCUGAUGGGCGAACUUCAGUCGAGGAUUUCUGCUUAAAGAUUCACAAAAACCUCAUCAAAGAAUUCAAGUAUGCGCUUGUGUGGGGCUCAUCUGUAAAACACAACCCUCAAAAGGUGGGCAAGGACCACGUGAUGGAAGAUGAAGACGUUAUCCAGCUGGUCAAAAAAUAAAGAGUCUGGCUGCAUCUCUGCAUGACAUGUGCAUCACAGAGUUUGAUACAGCAGCUCAAUAAACCACCAAACAUGUCCAUUGUAGAGCAUCUUUGUCCUGUGGUUUCAGAUAGUUUGUUUUAAUUUAAAAACAAUGAUGCAGAUGUGUCACAUUUAAAAGAGCCCACAGUACUUAACAUUAUGAAAGUUCAUAUUGAAUAUUGGUUAAGGCUUGCAUUGAAAUAAACUACAAUAAAAACAUAA
This is a messenger RNA of Melanotaenia boesemani (Boeseman's rainbowfish), 1472 nucleotides long. It is a transcript of the gene drg1, whose product is annotated as developmentally regulated GTP binding protein 1. Gene Ontology annotation, molecular function: GTP binding; GTPase activity. The transcript has 9 exons. Gene Ontology annotation, biological process: cytoplasmic translation. The coding region runs from base 129 to 1229 and encodes 366 amino acids. Gene Ontology annotation, cellular component: cytoplasm. Lineage: Eukaryota; Metazoa; Chordata; Actinopteri; Atheriniformes; Melanotaeniidae. The record is from RefSeq and is a predicted model, not a curated record.